Molecule: messenger RNA, 1308 nt
Organism: Staurois parvus
Lineage: Eukaryota; Metazoa; Chordata; Amphibia; Anura; Ranidae
Source: the annotation of a GenBank genome assembly
GAGCUGAAUCUUGAUCUAGAUGCUGCCAUGGAAAUGUUGGUAAAGUUACAGCACGGUGUUAAUAGUUCCAUCUCCUAUUUGAUGUCCUUCAUUAGCAGUACUUGGAGAAGUCCAGAGCAGAUGGAAGCUAAUGCACAAAGCAUCCAGGCUGCAGUGGAAGGGGUGAAAACCACAGUUAAAGAUUUGCUGGAAUUUGCCAGAGGAGCAGUUGUAAACUCAACUCAAGCAUCCGAUCGAACUCUGCAUGCCAAGCUUAGCAAACAAUUACAGAAGAUGGAAGAUGUUUACCAACAACUGCUUAAGCACAGUCAGGCAUUGGAUAGCAGUAACUGGGCUGUGAAUGUUUUGGUAGCUAGCAAGCAGGGUGCUACAGAUGACCUUGAUCGCUUUGUCAUGUAUUCCAGAGGGAUACCAGAUGACACCAAACAGAUGGCUUCUUUUCUACAUGGAAAUGCUUCUUUGCUCUUUAAAAGGACCAAGCACCAACUUUCAAUAGGAGAGUCCCAGUCUGGGCAGGACAAUAGCAAUCAUUUGGCUAAUAACAAUAAUAAUUUGUCUGUUGGUCAAACGGGACACACGGAAAAGGCCAGUAUACAGUCAAGGCCUUUGCCAUCUCCACCCAAGUUUAUAGCAGAAGAAUCUCCUGAUGGACAGUAUGAAAACAACGAGAGUGGCUGGAUGGAAGAUUAUGACUAUGUCCAUUUACAGGGUAAGGAAGAGUUUGAGAAAACACAGAAGGAGUUGCUAGAGAAAGGAAACAUUAUUCGACAAGGGAAAGGUCACCUGGAACAGCAUCAGCUAAAACAGUUUGAACGCCUGGAAGAGGAGGUUGCCCGACCUAUUGAAAAUGACCUAUCAAACUGGACACCACCUCAACACUACAGCCAGGUCCGCAGCACCCUCUGCAACUCUGACCGGCAGCUUCUUCUCUUCUACCAAGAGCAGUGCGAGGCCAAUGUCACCACCCUCACCAAUGCCAUUGAUGCCUUUUACAGCUCCAUCAGUACCAACCAGCCUCCCAAGAUCUUUGUAGCUCACAGCAAGUUUGUCAUCCUCAGUGCCCACAAGUUGGUCUUUAUAGGGGACACUUUGUCACGGCAAGCCAAAGCUCAGGACAUCCGCAACAAGGUUACUCACUACAGCAACCUCAUGUGUGACAAGCUCAAAGAGAUAGUUCUCACCACCAAGACAGCAGCACUUCAAUACCCAUCUCCAUCGGCAGCCAAGGAUAUGGUGGAACGAGUCAAGGAUCUCAGUAAUAGCACCCAGCAGUUCAGGAUGGUGUUGGGUCAGAUGGUUGCCAUCUGA